GCCUCUCUGCUCCUGUCAGCACAUCUGAUGGUGAAACCAAAGAGUCUGCAGCUGUAACUCUGCCUGCAGAGCCUGGCUGCUUCCCCAGCCCUGUGGCCACCCCUAACUCUCUCCCUAGGAUCACCAAUGCCUCCCACCUUUGGGGCCUGUAACUAGCUUCUGCUGGGAGACACUGGUUGCAGAGAGGCUUCGAUUAAAGGAGACAGAGAAAAGGUGUGAAGGAGCCCAGAGGAAGGUGAGUUCCUGCUGUCAGAGGAGGAGGUGGUGAGCAUGGCCAGCAACUCCAGUGCACUGCCCAGGGUGACUUUCCAGACGCCAGAGAAACCUGGGGAGGAAUCAUCACACAGGAAACUGGGCAAGUUGACCAUAAAGUACAACCGCAAAGACCUACAGCGCUGGCUAGACCUGGAGGAAUGGAUCAACGCCCAGCUGCAGGAGCUGUACCAAUGCCGGCUAAGGGAGGAAACAGAAGCAGCAGCUCCUGAACCACAAAUUGAUCUUGAAGAUCUCCUGGAGGUCCCUAAUGAAGAACAGAAAUUAAAAUUACAGGAAAUCCUCCAUGAGUGCUCCAGCCCCACAGAGGUGAGUGAAGCACCAUAUACAUUUACAUCAUACAUGUUGUACUAUUCUGUUACAGUGUCUUUAUCACUGCUUUGCUGAGUAGCCA
Sturnus vulgaris (Common starling) is the source of this 667-nucleotide messenger RNA. The record is from RefSeq and is a predicted model, not a curated record. NCBI's taxonomy places the organism in Eukaryota, Metazoa, Chordata, Aves, Passeriformes, Sturnidae.